ACACACGCGUUGUUGACAUUUGAGACGAUGAAGUUUGGAAAGAAGCUACAAGAUACCGUAGAAACUGCAAACAAGGAUUGGAGGCCAUACUUUAUUGACUAUAAAGGUUUGAAAAAGUUGAUAUCCUCAACACUCGUAGAGCACAAGAGUAAGGAAUUAAACUGCUUGAAUGGCGAGCAAGUAUUUCCUUCUUCGGGAGAACAGCCAUGUUUGUCGGAGAAUAGAGACAAAACUCGAGCAUAUCAAGCAACGGAAACAGAACAGGAGACAACUUUAUUUGUAACAUUGAAGAGGAAAAAUAAGAGCGACGAGGAAAGCAAGAGCAUCAAGAAGCUCAAAGUGGCCAUUCGUUCUUGCCUUAUCUCUUUCUUCACGGCGCUCAAGCAAGAGUUGGAUAAGGUUAACGACUUUUAUCUGGAUAAAGAAGAAGAACUUAUCAUAUCUCAUCACAUGUUGAAAGCUUAUGUAGCAGAAUAUGUCUCAUCACCAACACUGUCAAAGAGUGAUCGGAGAAGUUUGAAGCGUCAGCUUAUCGACUUGCAUGGAAAUGCUGUUAUGCUUGAAAGUUAUGCUACUGUCAACUAUACUGGGUUCAGAAAGAUUCUCAAGAAACUAGAUAAGAAGACAGGCUUCAAUUUCCGAAAGAAGUAUUUGGAAGUUGUUUGGGGAACGCCAUUCUUUUCACUUAGCAUUUUACAGAAUAUUGUAAAAGAAACUGAAAAGUGUCUAAAUCAACUGGAGCAAAUAGCGGCAAAGUGUUCCUAAUUACCAUCGGCUUUUGAACUUUGUGUUUUAUUAAUUUACUCGUAGUCUUGUUUUUGUAUAUAAAGUAAUGAGAUUUCGU
Galdieria sulphuraria is the source of this 844-nucleotide messenger RNA. Its product is annotated as SPX (SYG1/Pho81/XPR1) domain-containing protein. The record is from RefSeq and is a predicted model, not a curated record. Gene Ontology annotation, biological process: cellular response to phosphate starvation. The transcript has 2 exons. NCBI's taxonomy places the organism in Eukaryota, Rhodophyta, Bangiophyceae, Galdieriales, Galdieriaceae. Bases 28 to 765 code for a protein of 245 amino acids.